AUGAAGCCAAUUGUUUUGGUGCUACUCUGCCUGGCUCUGGGCAGCCAGGGACGUGUGCUGCAGCCGUCCAAGGAGGCGCUCGAUAUACCCGUUGCCAUCAUCAAAGAGCCAGAGCCGCAGGCCCUGCCGCUGAUCAAGGCGGAGCAGGAGCAGCCCAUCAAGGCGGAGCAGGAGCAGCCCAUCAAGGCGGAGAAGGAGACGCAGACUCAGGCGCAGAUCGUGCCGGAGACGCAGACAGAAACGCAGGCGGAGACCAAGACCCAGUUGCCCGAGCAGCUGCAGCCCGAACUAGCCAAAGCUGAGGAAGCUAAGCCAGAGCUGGAGCCGCAGCCGAAGCUGGAGUCCAAGCCGGAGCUUGAUUCGAAGCCGGAGCUUGAUUCGAAGCCGGAGCUGGAGCCGCAGCCGGAGCUGGAGUUGAAGCCGGAACCUGAGCUGAAGACUGACCUGAAGACUGAGCUGCCCCAAAUUGCCGAGGAGUCGCAGUCGCAGUCGCAGUCGGAGGCGGAGCCAGCACAGCCCAUUCUGAAGUCCCUGCCCGCCGAGGCAGUUGUUGAGGCAAACGCAGAGCUGGCCGCGACCGUGGCAGACGCUGUGCCCGUCGAGCCGCAGGCGGCGGAGCAGGAUGCAGUGCAGCCGCAUGUGCGCCAGGCCACGCAGGCGACGCCCACGCAGCAGAGCUCAACGCAGCAGAACUUUGUGCAGCAGCUGAUACAAAACUCACCCAUUGGCCAGUUCCUCAACCAGUUCAACGGACAGCAGCAGCAGUCAUCGCAGCAGGUCCAAGCGGAUCAGACAGCGACGCCGGCGCCGACUGUGCCCGGUUUCUUGAAUCCCGGCGCUGCCAUCACCUCGGCUCAGAAUGCGGUGCAGAAUGCGGCACAGACUGUGGUGAAUAGCACCACGCAGGCAUUCCAGGGCAUACAGCAGUUCGCCAGCAAUCUGGGCACCCAGUUCCAGAACACGCUCUCCGGCCUGACGGGCCAGCAAAACGCACAGCCGACCACAGCACGUCCGCCCGGACCGAUUCAGUCGUUUGUGAACAAUGUUUUUGGAGGUAACAACAAUGCAACAGCGGCUGCUGCGGCACCAGCUCAGGGACAACAACCGGGCGGCGGACCGCUGCAGGGCAUCAUCAAUUUCCUGGGCGGCAAUCGGCCACAGAAUGCACCGGCGGCUGCAGCUUCGGCUGUCACCGAGGCGCCCAUCAAGCAGCCCGGCGUCGAUGAUAAGCUGGAGCAGGCCGCCGAUGUGGACGAGCAGCCAGCCGAAUCGGAGAACGAGGUGCGCAACAGCGGCGAGGCCAUCGACGACUCCUUCGAGGAGGCGGUGCCCGCCAACGAGGUGAUUGUGGUCAACGAUGAUGCCUCCGCCGAUGUGGCAGCCACCAGCAACAAUUCGGUUGAACAGCAGCCCGAGCAGCAGCCCGAGCAGCAGCCCGAGCAGCAGCCCGCUGAUGCAGUUGCUCUCUAA
Drosophila montana is the source of this 1470-nucleotide messenger RNA. RefSeq names its product Ecdysone-inducible gene E2 (gene ImpE2). Bases 1 to 1470 code for a protein of 489 amino acids. The transcript has a single exon. NCBI's taxonomy places the organism in Eukaryota, Metazoa, Arthropoda, Insecta, Diptera, Drosophilidae. The record is from RefSeq and is a predicted model, not a curated record.